AUGGAAAGCAUCUCCUACCAACGCUUCCCGAAAGUCAAAAUCCGAGAAAUGAAAGACGACUACUUAAAAUUCGAGCUCCGUGAAACGGAUGCGUCAAUGGCCAACGCUCUUAGGCGCGUGAUGAUCGCCGAAGUCCCAACAAUCGCAAUCGACCUCGUUGAAAUCGAAGUGAACUCAUCGGUCUUAAACGACGAGUUCAUCGCUCACCGACUUGGCCUCAUUCCUCUCACUAGUGAGCGCGCUAUGGGGAUGCGAUUCUCACGUGACUGUGACGCUUGUGACGGUGACGGUCAGUGUGAGUAUUGCUCUGUUGAGUUUCACUUGAGAGCUAAGUGUAUGACGGACCAGACGCUUGAUGUUACCAGUAAGGAUUUAUACAGUUCGGAUCAUACGGUUACACCUGUUGAUUUCUCUGAUCCUUCUGACCCUAAUGAUCCGUUUGAGAAUACGGAGACGCAGAGGGGGGUUAUUAUUGUGAAGUUACGCCGUGGGCAAGAACUGAGGCUGAGGGCCAUAGCAAGGAAAGGGAUUGGGAAAGAUCAUGCGAAAUGGUCUCCUGCGGCUACUGUAACUUUCAUGUAUGAACCAGAUAUUCAUAUCAAUGAAGAUUUGAUGGAGACUUUGUCACUUGAGGAAAAAAUAAGUUGGAUUGAAAGCAGUCCAACUAAAGUGUUUGAUAUUGACAAUGUUACCCAACAGGUUGUAGUGGUUGAUCCUGAGGCCUAUACUUAUGAUGAUGAAGUGAUUAAGAAAGCAGAAGCUAUGGGGAAACCGGGACUUGUCGAUAUUCGUGCCAAGGAAGACAGUUUUAUAUUUACUGUGGAAUCAACUGGUGCAGUUAAAGCUUCUCAGUUGGUUCUUAAUGCUAUUGAGAUUUUAAAACAAAAACUUGAUGCAGUUCGGCUUUCUGAUGAUACUGUUGAAGCUGAUGAUCAGUUUGGUGAGCUCGGUGUUCACAUGCGUGGAGGCUGA
Messenger RNA from Dovyalis caffra, 972 nucleotides. Lineage: Eukaryota; Viridiplantae; Streptophyta; Magnoliopsida; Malpighiales; Salicaceae. The record is from the annotation of a GenBank genome assembly.